Camellia sinensis is the source of this 692-nucleotide messenger RNA. Lineage: Eukaryota; Viridiplantae; Streptophyta; Magnoliopsida; Ericales; Theaceae. The record is from RefSeq and is a predicted model, not a curated record.
GAUGCCUCCACUAGUUGUGGAAGGUACGCGAACCCUCCAGAAAAACAUGACCGACUCCCUCUUCUUUGUUUCUAUCUCUCCAAGCUGAAACAACAGGAAAAGAAAAGAAAAGAACAGAAAAUUUCGAGAAAGGGAGGGAGAAAAUGUUCUUCUUCUUCGUAGGAGGGGUGAACCAACAGGUCGGGCAGGUGCUGAAAUCGGGGGCAGGGAGGUGCAUAGCCUGCGGAUCACGAGCCGAUCUGGUGGAAUGCGAGAAAGUACUGCAGCUGUUCUUCGUCCCCGUCUGGCGGUGGCCCGGAAAAGAGCCUCUCAUGUACUGUAACAACUGCAAUAGCCUCUUUCCACCAAAGUUUUCUCCUCCUCCGCCGCCAUCCGCCGAUUCUCCGCCGCCGCGGCAGCUUCCCGAUUCGGCAUUUUCGGACGUCCUUCGCUGCCAAUUCUGUUCUCGGGAGGUUGAUCCCUCCUUCAGGUUCUGCCCCUUCUGCGGUUCUUCUCUGUAACUCUCUCUAGACGGACGCUAUGUGAAGAGGAGAGAAGAGAAAGGAAAAUUUAGGGCACGUUUGUUUAGGGUUUAAGGGUUUAUGUAAGGUUUGGUUUGGGGAUGGUAUUUUUGUACAGGGGUCUGUGGCUAAACUGGGUGGAAUUUCAAUAAAUUGCUGAUUUUUUAUGAAGGGGUUUACCAUUAAUUUGCA